UCGAGUGUGAAAUCACUCAAGACGGCGUUGGAAGCUGCACAGGAUGAACUAGAUCUGUUUCUUGAUAGAGACAUAGCGGAAAUGGAGAUUCUUCUGGUUCCGGAACAUUAUCCCACCAAGCCGCAUACUGUCUCUUCACUUGCUGAGCUCUACUACUUGACACAGACAUUGCCAUUGAUCAAGCUCUUACCAGGAAGCCACAAAGUGUUAAUGACAGACAACUUUGAGCUGGCUCUUCUAGAGGGAAAAAUCGCUGUAUUGUACCUGAGAAUUGAAGAGUUGAAGAGGCAGGGUAAAUGGUCCCUCAGACAGCCUCUGAAGUUCUACGAUCCAUUCACAUACAAGAAGAAGAGUAAGAAAAUCACAUUUUACUGGGAUAACCUCCUCGCCGAGGCUAAAUGGAUGGCCACAGAUUUCCAUGAAUCUGCCAAGUUCAAGAGAGCCUGCUGUGUGAUGUUGGCGCAGGCUGUAAGCGAUUACUGGACAUACGGAAAGAGACCAUUCAAGAUGUUUGUUGAUCUCAAUGAUCUUAAGAAGAUUGACCAGUCGAUAAUUAAGAACUUGCCGAAGUUCACGGCCUUUGACGAUGACUCUAAUGUGGCGCCGGUUUCAGCUUUGAAGCCUAGCGAGUCACCUUUGGCAUCGAUAUCUCGCUUGAUCCAUCCAUUUGAAGACGAUAACAACUGGCACAAGAUCAUUCUUAAAGAUACCAAUAGCUCAAGCAAGAACGUCCGAACCGAAGGACCCCCAGAGUACCAGAAGGGGUUGUUUGGAAUCCAAUCACAUCGUAGAUUCAACUAUUUGAAGCCUCCCAAACCUCCAUUGAUAAAGAAUAUUGAGUAUAGAUCACCGACCAUAUGGCUCCCUCAAGAUGACAAGUAUUUGAUUCAUUAUGUAGCAGAGUUUUCAUUCAACUGGGAGCUUAUUUCUGAACAUUUGCUGACGUCGUCUUCCGCAUCCAGCUUGAAGAAGUACGAAUCAAAUAUCGAACGGAGAACUCCCUGGCAAUGUUUUGAAAGGUAUAUUCAGCUCAAUGAGAAGUUCCAAUUCUCAGACAUGAAGGGUGUAUAUGCCUACCAUGCUCAGCAAUGGCUAGAACAAGCCCACAAAGCCCAACUGACGACAAAGCGUAGAAUUUCUCCAUUAGGUGUUGGCGCCGAGUCUAUUCAAAGGGGCCAUAGACGUUUGCGGUGGGCUUCUAUGUUUGAUGCCAUGAGAAAAUGCAUGAAAAAGAGAGAAAUCGCAGUAGCCAAAGUGAGCCAAAGAAGAACUACCAACGACUAUUCUGCUGCUAACACCAACACUGGUGCUUCUGUCGUCAAGAGGCCGAUGGACAGAGUUCCUAACCCUGCCGAGUUGUCAAAGUUGAAGUUUGAAAGAGAUAAGUCGAUACAAGAAGCCUAUCUCAACCAGCAAGCUACUCGUUCCAGAAUUUCGGGUGCCCCUAUCAGCGGGCAAUCUUCUCCUGUUCCAGGUAACCAACAGCUCGGCCAGCUUCCAAAUGGUAUUAGACGUCCAACUACUCCAAAUGGAACUCCAUAUACAAACGAACAGAUCCAGCAGCUUAUCCAGCUCCAGAAACAGAGACGGUUAAUGCAACAGCAGAAUCAACAAAAUAAGACUUCUAUAGGAAGUUCAUCUUCCAGCGGUGGACUAAUUCACUUCGCACCAGCACAGGUUUCUGCUAUUAUUAACUCUAUACAGCAAAAGAACCCUGGUUUCAGUAAGGAACAAGUAACCAAACUUGCGGCGCAAUAUCUUGCGAAUUUACAGCAACAA
Scheffersomyces stipitis CBS 6054 is the source of this 1779-nucleotide messenger RNA. RefSeq names its product Vid21p (gene VID21). The transcript has 5 exons. The annotation marks the transcript as partial. Lineage: Eukaryota; Fungi; Ascomycota; Pichiomycetes; Serinales; Debaryomycetaceae. The record is from RefSeq and is a predicted model, not a curated record.